This is a messenger RNA of Aspergillus novofumigatus IBT 16806, 1581 nucleotides long. RefSeq lists its product as uncharacterized. The coding region runs from base 1 to 1581 and encodes 526 amino acids. Gene Ontology annotation, molecular function: ABC-type transporter activity; ATP hydrolysis activity; ATP binding. The record is from RefSeq and is a predicted model, not a curated record. Lineage: Eukaryota; Fungi; Ascomycota; Eurotiomycetes; Eurotiales; Aspergillaceae. Gene Ontology annotation, biological process: transmembrane transport. The transcript is spliced from 5 exons. Gene Ontology annotation, cellular component: membrane.
AUGUAUAGUGCGCCUCUGUCGUAUUUCUCUAAAACCGACAAUGGCUCAAUCCUAAACAGAUUCAGUCAAGAUAUCCAGCUUAUUGACAAACAGCUGCCAUCAGCGCUUCAAACUGUGGUAACUCGUACGAUCAGCUUUCCCUCUUUGAAUAAUUAUUGGGAUAACAAGCUGCCAGAGAUCUUCAAGCUGCUCAUGCAGAUCAUACUUCUUUGCCUGGCCGAUAAAUGGCUGGCAGUAACUUUACCGGCCUGCGUGCUCUUGGUUUAUGUCAUUCAAAAGGCUUAUCUGCGGACCUCGAGACAACUCCGAUUCCUGGAGCUGGAGUCCCACGCAGGAGUCUUCAUGAGUUCUUUGGAAUGUAUUGAGGGCCUCGAAACCAUACGGUCAUUUGGUUGGUCUAGGGCUGCAAUGCAGGAUCAUAUCCGAAGCAUCGACAACUCUCAGCGUCCAGAAUUUCUCCGAUUGUGUCUCCAGAGAUGGCUGAACAUGGUCCUGGACCUUUUGGGUGCGGCUGUUGCAACGAGUGUUGUUGCAAUAGUUGUAGCAUUUCGAGGGCACAUCAGUGGUGGACAAGUCGGAAUCGCGCUCAACGUUAUGCUCGUAGCAAAUUCAACACUACUAAAGCUUGUGGAGAAUUGGACUACAGUAGAGGCGUCCCUCGGUGCCAUCGCUCGAUUGAAGACGCUUGAAGAAACGGCUGCAGUUGAGGGGGGGAGACUCCGGACCUUGGAGCCACCGGAAAACUGGCCUUCUAGAGGACAUAUCGAAUUCAAAAACGUCGCUGCAUCCUACGAGCCGGGGUCGGUUGCUCUACAGAACCUGAGCCUGAAUGUUUCCGCAGGUCAGAAACUCAUUGCGUGCGGGCGUACAGGCAGGCUCAUUGUGCAUGCCAGCGGUAAAAGCACGUUACUCCUCUCGCUCCUACGGCUUCUAGAGCUAGAAUCCGGCAAGAUCGAGCUCGAUGGCAUUGAUAUCAAGCAAGUGAGGCUAGAUGUCCUACGACGACGGUGCUUCGUCGCGGUGUCUCAAGACCCUUUGGUGUUGCCUAACGAGACCUUGCGCUUUAACUUAGACCCAGAUGCUUCAAUGUCAGAUGACGACCUUGUUGUUGCAUUGAACAAAGCGGGGCUGUGGCCACAUUUCUUCGAGGGCCACACGUACUCUGGGAAAGAGCCAGCUACCAUCACCAAUAUUUCAAACUCCAGUGGAUAUCAUAUCCUUGACCAGAAGGUGUCGCUACUUCCGAAGCUCUCCGUAGGACAGUGUCAGCUAUUCUCGCUCUGUCGUGCACUUGUCAAAGCCAACUCGUUACAACGUUCCGGAAUGAAGCCUGUAGUCCUCUUGGACGAAGUUACAUCCUCCCUCGACGAAGUCACGGAAUCCACCAUUCAUCGUAUCAUUGACGAUGAGUUUACUAAACAGGGCCACAUUGUCAUCAUUGUGGCUCAUAGACUCGGCACUUUGGAGAAGCACAUGAAAGCUGGAAGGGAUGUUGUGGCAAUGAUGGCAGAUGGUCGAUUAGAGGAAGUCAUUGACGAUUUAGGACCCGCGACUUUCCAGCGUUUCAGGCAGAUGGGAUAG